This is a messenger RNA of Saccharomyces eubayanus, 327 nucleotides long. RefSeq names its product lipid-binding protein HSP12 (gene HSP12). Lineage: Eukaryota; Fungi; Ascomycota; Saccharomycetes; Saccharomycetales; Saccharomycetaceae. The transcript has a single exon. The record is from RefSeq and is a predicted model, not a curated record. The coding region runs from base 1 to 327 and encodes 108 amino acids.
AUGUCUGACACAGGUAGAAAAGGAUUCGGCGACAAGGCUUCUGAGGCUUUGAAACCAGACUCUCAAAAAUCAUACGCCGAACAAGGUAAGGAAUUCAUCACCGACAAGGCCGACAAGGUCGCCGGUAAGGUCGAAAGCAACGACAACAAGGGUGUCUUCCAAGGUGUUCACGACUCCGCUCAACAAGGUAAGGACAACGCUGACAGCCAAGGUGAAUCUUUCGCCGACCAAGCCAGAGACUACAUGGGUGCCGCCAAGUCCAAGUUGAACGACGCUGUUGAAUACGUUUCCGGACGUGCUCACGAAGAAGACCCAACCAAGAAGUAA